AUGGCUACCCCAAGCCCCCCAAACCUCUCUAAAACACUUUCCGACAAGGCCAGCAACCUUCUCAAUAAGGUCAACGAUGCUCAAUCCAUCUUCAACCCAGUUACCCAACUCCUAGAUACCUACCUAGGCUCUGAGGAAGUCCGCGCUCUCCCACCGAGUUCACGAAAACUCCUCACCUCCCUUUGCCUUGAGUUUAAGGCAACCAUCGAACAGCACUUCGACACCUUUGUUACUGGUCAUCCCCCCCCUAGGGGAGCUACUACUCCACCUGUCACCCCCCUUUCCCCUCCUUCCCCCCCGACCACCAUUUACACAAGUACACCUACAAUGCCUAUAGGCCCCAAGCCCUCCUACAUUCAAAAAGCCUCUACUCCAACCAUUGCCCUCACAAACAAGACUCCCUCCGAUAACCGCUUAUUCUCCUCGGACCAAACGCCUCCCUCUUAA
This is a messenger RNA of Sclerotinia sclerotiorum 1980 UF-70, 447 nucleotides long. RefSeq lists its product with no specific name. The transcript is spliced from 2 exons. Lineage: Eukaryota; Fungi; Ascomycota; Leotiomycetes; Helotiales; Sclerotiniaceae. The record is from RefSeq and is a predicted model, not a curated record. Bases 1 to 447 code for a protein of 148 amino acids.